AUGUUUUCACCAACAACACAACAGCUUGGCCUUUUACAACUCAACGCACACACAAACAUCUUGUCUGUGCUGUCCAAGGAAGUUCAAGUGUCGGUCAUAACUAACAUAUCGGAACAUAUCUUCAAGAACAUGCAACAGUUCCAGUCUUCGUUAUCGACUGAAGAACACUGUAAAUGGUUUAUGGAAGUCAUUGGGGCUGGGCUCCGGCUUUCAGUUGAAUGUUUCCAGACAAUAGAGAAUUGUUAUAAUAUAUACGAAUCGUGGUUUAUGUUACGAGAAAAUGCCCCGGGACCAGUCCAACUCAAUUUUAAUGAAUUCAGAAAAACGGCACUUGACCAUAUCACUCUUAUGUUAUGCAAAAGAGAGUCUUCAUUGUAUUUCCAACACUUUCCAAAGUACUGCGAGUUGUGUAAACGAGCCGUCAACAUGAUAAGAACCAUUGCGAAGUCGUUAGACCCCAAUUCGGAGGAGACUUCGAGACUAUUUAAGUUGGUCAUUGGAUGCGUCGAAGAUGUUUGUGGCACUGAAUGGAGAAAGGAGGAUGCGAUGUUCAUGAUGCCCAUUGCAAAUAUCCUGAUCAAAACAUUUUAUGAGAUGUGGGUUGAGCAAUCGUACAAAGACCCAGCUUUAUGUAAAACUGUGUUAAGACUUCACAAGAAGUGGAUUAAUGUGAGUACGGUUGCUCUUGAGUGGGUUAAACUCUCCGUUGUCAUUCAAAAGACGUGUUUGGACACCAUAUACAUCACCAAAACAGGGCGUGGAACGUUGUCUUUAAAUAACGAGGACUAUCAUUUUUCCUUGACAACUACAACACCAAUCCUUUUUAAGACUUGGAUGCAAUUCCUUCACUUUGUGGGUAAUAUUGCAAAUAUCAAAGAACCUGAUGUUCUUGAAUUGAUAGAAGAAGGGUUCUAUAAUCUUGUUGUAUUGAUUAUGGAGUAUUCAUUCAACAAAACACUGACAAACCCACCAGAUGUCAACUUGAUUUUAUCGAUCUUUUUGAACGCUAUUAGCUUCCCAGUCCUCUACCUACCACAUCAGAAUUACAGAGAAGCUAUUUUACUCUCCCUCAAGACUUUAUUCUUGAUCAUUGAGACGUACAUCUUUGUGAAUACAAUCGAAGAGAAUUACAUGGUCUGCAUUUUCAAUAUGUUAGCGUCGUUUUUGGACUCAACAGAUAACAGUAUUUUGGUUGAGACGCUUGUGAGAAUCCCUCAACUCUUUGAAAAGCGAUUCCCAGGUAUCGAAGUGUUAUAUCCAAACCUUCUCUCUGCCUUUGAACGAUACUCAACCACCUCAGAGCCGAACAAAGCAGUCGUCCAAGCCAUUUUGUCGUCGCUCCAAAUCAUUCAAUUUUCGUUCUCCCCGGAGCGUCGUGCUAUGAUGAUCACUUCGAUUCCAAGAAAAAGCACCAAACCAUAUACCCACGAAUUGUUAAUACAAAAGACUCGACUGAUCUUGUUUAGACUGAUGAAAAUUGUGAACGACCCAUUCUCAUUGGAAGCACUGUUGUUCUGCUUCAAUAAAUUCUUUAUGGACUACAUCAGCAGAAGUUCGGACUCAAAGCAAAUUGACGACAACUCGCCCGAAUUUUUGUUGGACGAAUUCUUGAAGGUGUUGACUGUGAAUGGACUCAACUGGAUACAACUGUUAGUCGGCGCAAAUAAACAUUUGAGUUUCAUCGACUUGUGCAGGACGUUGUACUUUGUCAUCCCCAAUUUGUCGGUGCCACACAUCCCUAUGCAACAGUUGUUUGGCGUUGUGUCGAAUUACAUCGAACUCAACUUUAAAACGACUGAAGACAUCCACCCAUUUUUGUCGGUCUUUGCACUCUUGUUUGCAAAAAGCUAUGCCUCCCUUCCAACAAACGUUUUGAUGUCAACGCUAAGAUUGUGUAGUAAGAUCUGUACCUAUUUUAACGAGUCGAAAGACACAAACAUACUUGGUCAAUACAGAUUUGAUGCGGAUCUUAUGGCGGGACUCUCUUACUCCCUUCUCCCUCCUAUCUUCAAGGAUGUUGAUAUCGAUGAAAAGUCCUUACUACCGCUCUUUAUCAAAAAUAAUGUGAAGAAUCCGUUGGACUACUUCAGAGUGUUUUAUAACUCAGAGUCUAUUCUGACGUAUGUCAAUUUGCCUUGGACUAAAACCAAUAGAUUCACACAGGUACUCUUUAUUUGCAGAACACUAUAUAACAAAUACAGUUACACAGUAAGAUACAUCGAUGACACUGAAGAAUGGAAACCAGUCCCAUACUCUACAUGCGAGAAUAACGUCGAAAUUGGGACUAAGCCCUAUUACGAAGAAAACGAGUGGGACGUUACAAAGCCCAAGUUUGAUGUCAAGAAGUUCACUACCAUAGAAGUCGCGAAACAAAUUGGACAUCCACUCAAACUCCCAUCUUUCGACGAAAUUGACUCGACGUCGAACGUUAUUAACUGCUCAACUGCAAGACUUUUUGCAAUGAAUAUUCACACAACACAAUUUUCAAGAUCAGCGCUCUUGCCAUUAGUUGUAUCUGAUAAACUGUUAGACGCUUUAGUUGAGUUGGAUAAUGUUUCCACCAAAAUACCCGGCUGCGUGACUAUCAAAACAGAGCUUAAUACUGAACUCUUCAUAAACUUUGUUGACAAUAUCGGAAAGUUUGUCAACGCCGACACUUUCAUUGGGUUCAAAGGUGACUACGAUAACGGAACAUCUUUUGUCACAGAUAGAACAACAGAAUUCUCUGUUGUGUAUAACGUGCCAUCGAUUUACCAAACCCCACAACACAGAAAAUAUGGCGAUGAUGUUGUUAUCGAAUGGAGAAUACUGUCUGAAACAAGUCAACUAAAGAACGUCAAAGAAGAUAAGAAGCUUAUGAUCAUCAUUGAACAAGACCGAAGCGACAUUUUGAGAGUCAUCUCAAACAAAAUCAUCGGUCCGCUUAAAUUGGUUCAGUUCGUUGGGUUCGACAUUUUGCCAAUUUUACUGAGACUCGCAGUCCACGCAUUCUUGAAGUCACAACCACUCAACUCAUCACAAACCGCACGAAGACAUGCAAUUGAAAAAGUUAGUACACUCGUCGACGAUAAAAAUCCACACGGAGAAAUCCGCUUGUUGUUUAACACUGAAUUCUGCAAGACACUAAACACCUCAAAACUCAAUUUUAUUACAGAAGAACUCGAUAUACUGCCGUGCCUCCACCAACCAACUCACAAAUCAAGAUCUCCACUCGCAAAUUCCUUAAAAGGAUCAUUCAACAGUGAAGACGAUCCGUCUCCUUUGAACACCCCAAAUAAACAAAUCGAACAAGUCCUGCCUGAUCAACAACAAAGCAUCAAAUUGCCAACUGAAAAGCCCGCUCAGUCAUUGUCGGUGUAUAAAAAGCUGAUUAUGCAACAAGAAAAGCAACAACAACAAGUCAAACAAAUCGAGAAAAUCAACGACCAGACCGGACAAGUAGUUCCCCCACUGCCUCAACCAACUCAACAACAACAACUCGUCAAUGAAGCCAAACAAAAGUCACAAGGACUCUUCUCUUCGCCAAGAACAAGACAAAUGCAGAAACCACAAUUGUCACAGUCAAGCUCUUCACUUGACACAAUACAAAGUCCACAACAGACCCAACAAAUACAACAACAUACUUCUCCAUUACUACAAAGACCACAACCACCACAGAGACAACCAAACAUCUUCGGCUCCGCACCAAUUGUUUCGUCAUUCCAGAAGAAAGCGCCUAAGAACUAUUUUGCGACAAAAGAGGACCCAAAGAUAGCACCAAAGGCCAAUGUCUAUCCACAGUUCUCUGCCCCAGUAGUCAAUGAGACGAAGGGGCAAUACAGCUACCAAACACAAAACCCUUCACCGCAGAAGAAAACGCAAUCGACAUAUGGGGGGUGGCAAAUGGCUGUUGAUAAGAAGGAACAGAAAGGAGGGAGAAACUUUGUGAUGGGGGACAGAAGAAGUAAAGACAUCACCUCUACAGUCCACCACGAACAAUAA
Molecule: messenger RNA, 3981 nt
Organism: Entamoeba invadens IP1
Lineage: Eukaryota; Evosea; Mastigamoebida; Endamoebidae
Exons: 4
Coding region: 1-3981 (1326 amino acids)
Biological process (GO): activation of GTPase activity
Molecular function (GO): GTPase activator activity
Source: RefSeq, a predicted model, not a curated record